AUGUCUUCAAGAAAUUCAAGACAAAUAGAAACAAAAAAUACAACUAAAUCCUUGGCUCCGAAAAAAUAUGUAACUAGAAAAGAAAAAAGAAAAGCAAGAUUAUUUAAUAGAUACGUCAUAGUUAAACAAAUCAAAGAUCAAAUUAGGCAUCUCUCUAAAGAAAUCCGUGGCAUACCAAGAGAAGAUGAAUCUAUUAAAAGUCGAAUUAAAUGGUUUACUAGGUUGAAAGAAUUUACCGAGACUUCGAGUGCUGAUAAUCUUUCGUUAUUUGAAAAUAUUUAUUUAAAUUUCGAAGCUAAAAAAAAAAAAAGUGAUGCUGUAAUUACAAGUUUAUGUCAAGAAACUAACCGACUUCGAGCGGAACUUAGUAUUGGUACAAAUAAUUAUAUAGUUACGAAUGAGAGUUCAAAUGAGAGUUCAAAGUCUGGUGAUGAAAUGGAUGUUUCACCUGCGUCGAGAGCUGCAACUUCUAUUUCUUCAAAUCACUAUCAAUAUCUACCAAAACGAAUAGCGGCUGACUCAACAAGUAACCUACUAGAACAAAUAACUGAAACAACAAGUAACCAGCCAUUACCAGUUGUCAACAUAGUGCCAGAGAAUCGGGCAGCAAGUGAUGAGCCAGUUGAAUUCUCAGAACAAAGCACCGAAGAAAGCACCAAAGAAAGUUCUGAAGAGA
Molecule: messenger RNA, 676 nt
Organism: Racocetra persica
Lineage: Eukaryota; Fungi; Glomeromycota; Glomeromycetes; Diversisporales; Gigasporaceae
Source: the annotation of a GenBank genome assembly